Babesia bigemina is the source of this 5217-nucleotide messenger RNA. RefSeq lists its product as hypothetical. Lineage: Eukaryota; Apicomplexa; Aconoidasida; Piroplasmida; Babesiidae. The coding region runs from base 1 to 5217 and encodes 1738 amino acids. The record is from RefSeq and is a predicted model, not a curated record. The transcript is spliced from 2 exons.
AUGGAGCUCGCCGUGCUUGCAGAGCUACAAAAGCAGCUGAACGAAGUUAUCUUACGGUGGUUCCGAGUGCCCAGCCCGGGCGACAAAACGCGAUGUCUGCAGAAUCUGGUCGACGUAUGCCAGCAGCUGGCCGAUGCCCUUUCCAAGUUGCCUUCCUCCACCGAAGAGGUUCGGAAAAUCGUCCGCCACAACCUGUUGCGAGCUGCUCAGUUCACCGUAUUGCCCGUCCAGUCGGUGGGACGAUCCGACUUGGAGCAGCGGCACUACCAGCAGCAGGGACCGCUGUUGGCGAAGUUGUUACUGCUGGUGACGCGCAACCCUUCAGACGACACCAAGGCUCAUAGAGAUGUUAUGUUCUGCGGCAUUGUAGCCGUGUGGCGCGUUUUGUUCGCACAGAGCGACUCCAAUGUCCACUCCUCUCCGGAAGCCUUCCGCCGGCACUCGCUGGUGGUGGAUGACCUGCUGGAGGUGUCUAUCGCGCUUGUCGGCCAGGUAAAAAACCACGAGAGCGCUGUACAUGUCUACAUGGUGCUGCUGGAGAUAUUGACCUACAGUAGCGCUCCGCAGCACAAAGCUGCGGUUUUAAAUGCACUGGCCAAUGCCCCCGGCGAAGGCGUCCUGGCCCGUGUCUACCCAGGAUUGGUCUCCCGGAUUGUACGCGUUCUGCCGCGCGUGCGCGAAUCGGACUUCCGGCGUGCUAUAACCGUCCUCGAGGUUUGGAUCAGGGCAGCAUUGGCGUGCAACUGCGGUGGUAUCCGGUGCUCGGCUGCGAAGGACAGCAUCAAGGAAACUUGGGUGCUCAAAACUUCCGAGGUGGUUACUCUGAUCCUGGAUCGUUACCACGCGGCGCAUACUCAAAAAUUAGGCUACUUGUGUGCCGCAUGCAUGAGCCGCAACUGUGUGCCCUCCGCCUUUCUAACGCGCCUAGUGGCCCACGUCUGUGCGAUGCUUGGCACUGAGGACCUGUGGGCGGACGCGCGGCGCAUUAUGACCGAUGCCACGCUUCCCGCCAAGCUGGCACUGUGCAGGACUGUGGACGGGCACUUACGCAAUAAUCCGGAAUCGGAUCAAGCGCUCAUCACAUACCAAGGCUACGCGUACUUGGAGAUGCAUGUGCCCGACAUGGAACCUUUGGACGAAUACGUCGUCUUAGGCAUGCUCUACGCCGCUGCUACGCCGCCUAAAGAGGAUGAAAGCGCCCAUCUGGAGAGGCAGCGCCUCUUGGCACUGUGCGAUGCGCCACCAGAUUUCGCGCAUUUCACUGAGCCCAGAGAGGAAGUGUUCUCCCGCGUAGCCGCGCAAUACAUCAGCAGGAUGCCGCCAUCGCUACAGGUGCAAAAUGUAUCGGAGAUUGUAGAGUGCUUCGUAGGAGGUGUGGAGAGUGGCGCGCAGGCUGCGCAACUACUGACGCUGCUCCGCGGGUUACUGAGCCACGGCCCCGCAGCGCUGAGAGAAGUGGCGUGCGAUGUGGUCGAUGUGGUUGUUCUGACAGUUGUGGAGCCAGGCUGUUCGUCCCCCAAAAUCUGUUUGUCUGCCCUGGCCUUGCUUUGCGUGUUGUUUUCGCGAUACCGUUUGACGGUGCCGCGGCACCAGGUAUGUGACAUCCUGUUCUGGUUGCUUCCUUGGUGCGUCUCCGAUUCAGGGCCUAUAUCGCAGUACGCUCGCAGCCUGCUGCUUCACAUAGGCGUCCAUCACCGUUUGGUGUCAGGCGAAUUGGGGCAGGGCAAUGAGGUGUUGCGCCCGCCCACUUCCGACACGCUCAUGCCAUCGGAAAAAGGCGCUGUUUUGCAGAACUUGCUUCGAUUUUACAAAACCCUCCUGGUCACGAGAUGCGUAAGGGAGCUGAAACAGAGCCAAUUUUGCGGGACAAGCAUGGCCCACAGUGUGUCCGACGUGCUGUUUGUUAUGCUGCAUUAUCGUCUUUUGGGCGUGAAGGAUGUAUUUGACUUGGCCUUGCACUUGGAUCGGUCCUGGAGGCUCCCGGAACUGGAUUUACAUGCAAAUGCGGCGCUCGGCGUCUUGGGCCUAGAUGCCAAUUCCGAACUCACGGCGUUGUACUGCUACGCCUUCAUCGCGCACUACGUCAAUGGGCAGUACGAAGUGCUGGACAACGUUGAAUCGGAUGUAAUUGAGCACUUUAGAGAGCGAUUUCACCUUGGAACGCUUAAUGGCAAGGCAGUGUCGGACUUGCCGGCAGAAGUGCCGGGGCUGUCGGGCAAUGGUUCGGAGCGUGGCCAUUCGCACCUCCUGCCUCAUGACCAACAAUACGUUGGAUCGCCUUUGGCGGGGGACGAGCACAUUACGGUAGAGUCAAAUGAGCGUACAGAUCGGACUAGAAUUCAUGUGCGUAAAAUUAGGGAAGCCGACCAGUGCCCCGGCUCACAACUACUCGAUGAUACCACGCCACGGAAUGAUCAGAAGCACAUCGGGGGCCACCUCAGACCGGAAUCGCGCCCAAUAAGGCAUUCUUCACUUUUGGAUGAUAUCAUUGCUCCACCAGCUCAGCUGGGUGGUUUGAAGCGUUUUCAACAUUCCCCUUUAAUCGAGGUAAUAGGGGAGCAGCCCCAAACACACGUGAAAAGGGCGACCCAACCCGCCUCGGCACUGAGAGGCGAUGUCGAUGAGCGGAUGUUACGCGAUUUACUACGUUGGCACGACAUGCCAUUAAUUACACCUACGCAAGAUGGUUCCCCGAAAAGGCAAAGGUCCGUUUCAGGCGCGCCUGAACAAGCCACCAUCACGACUAAUGAUAGGUUCUCAUCACGUAAACUGGGGUAUAACUCCGGCGAAACGCCAUCGUCAACCGCAACAACAGCUUUAAGUGAGGCACAAGACACUGAGCGUAAUGAAGUGCUUGCUGGCGCUGAAGCGGCAGAUGAGCUUCCUGCCAUCGAAGCGACCGCCGCCGACGCGUGCGACCAGCUGGCGGAUAACUCCAGCAAGGAUGUUGCCGAAGUUGGCUGUGAGGGAUCGUCUCCAGAGUUGGACUUCAAGGACCACCGCCUCGCCGUCGUUACGCUGAUUGCGACUCGCUGCCGUUACCACCUCAGCUCAGCGUCGAGCGAAACCCGCUACGUGGCCCUUUUCGCGUUGCACAGGUGCUUUUGCGCGUUCUCACGCAACGUGCCGGUGCUGCGCGUGCGGUUGUACGAGUGCUGGGACGCACUCAUGGACUGUCUGGAACGUAGCAUGCGAAACCUGCGCAGCAUGUCGCUGGUGCUGGGGAUAAUGACCAUUGGAACGAGGCACGCCUACACCUUCGUUGAGCGUUGGAUGGUCGACGUGUUCGCCAAGAUCGCUGACCUGGUGGUGUCGGAGGCCGCCGAUAACUGCGUGACCAGUGCUGACGAGACGCACGGCAGCAUCAGGUUCAAGUUCACCACGAAGCUUCUGGAGUUCGUGGAGGAGGUGUCUUCGCGCGUCGUCAACAGGUCGCUAUUCGGCAACCUGCUUCUGAUCGCGCUGCUGAUGUGCAAGUCCACUGCUCCAGCGGUUGAGCGUGCGACGGCGUCCGUUUUGCGGCACCUCUUCCAGAAAAACCCGUCCGAUGUGACGAAAGUGCUCAUGCACACCGGUUCGUGUGCGGCUGAUAGCGCUGCGGUGCUGCGUUCCGUGUUGGAGCGUGAUGUGCGUCGUUUGCUGCCCCAACGGUCACGGGUGCAGGCUCUCCUGCCGCACGGGGAGCUGGUCCCCGUAGCGCCGGCCGGCGGCUUCGGCGUGCUGCGCAGCCUUCUAUGGCGCGGCGGGAGCCCUAUCGCACUUGAGGGCUGCAGCGCACCUCGCCUGAUCCUGAGUCAGCUGGAAGCGCGUGGAAUCCCGGUUCAGCUGUCGCGCGCCAACAGGGUGAAAUCGUUGGCGCCAUCGGUGUGCCGUGCCGUGAACGAGCUCUACCAGUCGAACAGCUUCUUUGCCAGCCGCGUGGCAGGUCACGAGGUGAGCCCGGAUGGCAGGCGUCUGACUGUGAAAUGCACAGAGCAGGGUGUGCCUGUCGCCAAUUUCAGGUUCUUCGUUCGGGACCCCGAUCACGGAGCGGAGGUCGACGUGGGCCACAUGCAUCUGGUCAUGAGCUCUUCGUCAAGCAUGCCGCGGGGCAAGUUCAGGCAGGAGCCGAAUGGCGCCUUGCAGCGGUUGCUGUUCGGCAGGUCUGGCACCUUGGUGAGGCUGGACCCUGCGCUGUUCAACAGCGUGAAAGACGCCGGGCUGUGGAGCAACCUUGAGUACGCCAUCUGGCGUGCACCGGACGGGGCGCUGUACAUGCACUGCUACUGCGAUGGGCCGGGUGUCACGCGGAGGGUAGAUUACACGAUGGCCAACCUGCUCUCCGGCGGGGGCGCCCAGCUUCGCGCGGGCGUCACGGACCUCGACCUGUUUGGGACCGGUAUCCAGGGCCACCUGGGCGCGGAAAUAGCGCUCGCAGAGUGGUACACGAUGUCGAAGAAGCACAAGCUGAGCGCAAGCCUGACUUACGACUCAGUGAGGAAGGCUGUAUGGAUGGACCGUGCUGGGGACACCGCGGGGCUGACCGUGGCGGCGCAUUGCAGGGCAAGGGACUUGAUGCGGCUUCUGAGACUGCGCAAGAGCGCCGAGGGCGAUGGUGCUCCAAAAGCAGCGGUCAGUGCGACCCUAUACUCCAGCGCCGGCCCCGGCAGGUACCGGGUCGGCGUCGUCGGCGAUGCCAAGACCCUCGAGCUCAGGGGCAACACCCAGUCGACCGGGUCUGACCUGUUCGGCAGAAGUGCGUGUACUCAGCAGGCGAUGAGUGUCAAGGUUCCUCUGGAAACGUUCAGCAAGCGGGAAUGCUCGUGGCGCGACAAGGUGUACCUGCGGUGCCAACACAGGGCCACUGCCCCCGUGGGUUCAUACGACGUCACCAUGGGUGUGCGCUACGGGUCUGAGAUGCGCCACAGUGGGUUCCGGGGGAAACCACCCGGUGGUCGGCACUACCUGAUGGUGGCCGGCGAGGUCACUCGCCGCUGGUUUCCGCAGCAACCGUGGACAAUUAUACGACCUGGGAUGUUCCUCGACGUUUUAUACGCCCUAGGCGGCGGCGACACUGCCAAGUCGCCUGGCGUAUUUGCGUUCUCCGCUGGCGUCAUCGUCAAGGUGCUGGGCCUCGGCGUGUCCUUGGCCAUCACCGAGCUACCCCGCAACAUGCCUGGAGGUCUGAAGGACGUGCUAACAGCGUUGAAGCAGAGCUUUUACACGCACCGCGCGUGA